GAUAGUGACAAUGUUUAACUCAAUAAAUGUUUAACAUUUUUAUUUAUUUCAUCACGUUAAGAAUAACAUAGAAAAAUAAAAUUCAGUCAGUCAUCAACGACGAAUCAGUGAUCAUGAAACUUUUAAUAAUAAUUUUAAAUUUAUUUCUAAUUUGUCGAAUAAAAUGUACAAGUUCAGUGUUAAAAUCAAAUUCAUCUGAUGAUUUAUCAAUAAUUGUUCAACAUAAUAAUAGCAUGAAAAAUAAAUUAAAUGAUAGUCAUAUUGAUUGUUUUGGUUUUGGUAAAACAGUAUCACAAAUACUUGAAUGGUAUUUUAAAAAAAAUUCAGAAUCAUUAAAUUAUCUUGAUGUUAAAUUUUACUUAACAUCAUCUAAAUUUACACAUCGUAAUUUAGUCAUUGUUGGUGAUCAAUUUGGUUUAGAUUGGACUGAUUUUAAAAUUCAACGUAAAACAAUAAUAAUUGUACAUGGUUUUUUAACAAAUCAUGAUGAAAAAUGGAUAAGUGAAAUGGAAAAUGCAUUUUUAAAAUGGGAUGAUGUUAAUGUUGUUGUUGUUGAUUGGAGUGCACAUGGAAACACCUGGAAUUAUUAUAAAGCUGUUGUCAAUGCCAAAACUGUAUCACAGGAAAUAGUCAAAUUUUUAUCUCACGUUGUUAAUGCAACACUUGAAAGUGGUAUAAAUAAUAGCAUUGAAUGGGGACCAAUCCACAUGGUUGGACACAGUCUAGGUGCUCAUAUUUGUGGCAUAACAUCAAAUAAAUUUAAAAAGCUAAAUACAAAAUGGCAAAUAAAAAGAAUAACUGGUCUAGAUCCGGCACAGCCGUGUUUCAAGAACAGUGAUAUUUUACUUGAUCAAAGUGAUGCACCAUUUGUUGAUGUUAUUCAUACAAAUGGUAAACUUUGGUCCUCAUUUGGUCUUGGUCUUCCUGAUCCUGUUGGUCAUCAGGAUUAUUAUCCAAAUGGAGGAAGAAGUCAACCAGGUUGUUUGACAAUUCAAAAUUCAUGGGUUAAUUUAAUUAUUGGUAUACCAAAAAAUGCAAUUGAACAAGCUAUUUGUAGUCAUGGACGUUCUUAUCUUUACCUUACUGAUUCAAUAAUAUCUGCAACAUUAAAUAAACAAAAUUGUACAUUUUGGGGACACACAUGGGAUCGAUCAUACAGACAAGCAUUUAAUAUUAUUAAUAAACUCAAUUAUUCUGCUGAUAAUAAAAUUGAAAUGGGCAUACAUGCUGAUAAAUAUUCACUUCGUGGUACAUUUUUUGUCAUGACAUCAAAUGCUGAACCAUUUUGUGAUAUUACUGCAAAUAAUAAUGAUGAUUAUUUAACACAACUUAAAAAAGAUUUUCCAAAUGAAAUUGAUGAUUAAUUAUUAUUAAAUUAAAUUAGUAAAUUUUUUUUUUAAUAAUCUUAUUAUUUAAAUAAGUGCCAGAAAAAUUUAUAAUCAUGGCCUUGGUUUAGUUUUAAAUUUAUGACAAUAUUUAAAAAUAAAAAAAAACUGUUCAAA
Messenger RNA from Aphidius gifuensis, 1502 nucleotides. Its product is annotated as pancreatic triacylglycerol lipase-like. NCBI's taxonomy places the organism in Eukaryota, Metazoa, Arthropoda, Insecta, Hymenoptera, Braconidae. The record is from RefSeq and is a predicted model, not a curated record. The transcript has 6 exons. Gene Ontology annotation, biological process: lipid metabolic process. Gene Ontology annotation, molecular function: carboxylic ester hydrolase activity; lipase activity. The coding region runs from base 114 to 1364 and encodes 416 amino acids.